Molecule: messenger RNA, 2472 nt
Organism: Peniophora sp. CBMAI 1063
Lineage: Eukaryota; Fungi; Basidiomycota; Agaricomycetes; Russulales; Peniophoraceae
Source: the annotation of a GenBank genome assembly
AUGUCUUCUGCAGACGAAGACCACGCUGAACACGCCGGUCCAUCCGCUCCCAAACGACCGCGCCGCAACAACCAUGCAUGCGAGAUGUGUCGGAAGCGAAAGGCUCGCUGUGAUGGAAAACAGCCUGGCACGGACAAAUGCACCAAUUGCUCUAUCUAUAACCGAGAAUGCACGUUCACGGUCAUGAGCAGGAAAUAUCCUUCUGGCUACGUCGAGGCGCUGGAGACGAAGCUCAGGAAGUACGAAGGCUUGGUACAACGAAUACUCCCCGGACAGGACUUCACUCAAGAAGUUGGUUUCAAGUUGACCAUCGAUAACUGGAUGCUCCCUGGCGCCUGUGGUGCACCAGAACCACAGAAUCAAAGCAUGUUCCUCGCAGAGCCUGGCCCUCCCGGCGGAGUCGCCCCCGGUACAUCACUCUCUGUGAUGAGCGCAGGCAGUGCGCCUCCGACACCCAUGCCGGACGACGAACAUUCAUCCGACGAUGACACCCGCGCACGGGCGAUGAAGCUGCUAUCAUUGCGCAAGUUCAACGUCCCGCGGCCAUGCCUGUUACCCAGCUACCUCGGCAAGUCGUCGGCCACAGAGCUAUUUGUGAAAGCUUUUGAGAUGCGUAACCAAUUGGGGCAUGACUUGCCACGCAGAGAUAUGCCCCGUUCUCGGCCAUGGUGGCUCACAUUCUUCGGGACCGUGCAAGAGCUAGACCCCCUCCGCUUUCCCGAUCAGGACCUCAUGGACGAACUCAUAGAGCACUACUUCACCAACAUCAACAUCUUCACUCCCGUGCUCCAUCGACCAACGUUCGACGAAGACCUCCGGACAUUCCUCCACCUCCGCGAACGCAACUUCGGUUGCGUUGUGUUGCUAGUAUGUGCACUGGGAUCUCGCUUUUCAAGCGAUCCACGCGUCCUUGUGGAGGGAGACCAGACUUGGUACUCCGCCGGAUGGAAAUGGUUCAUACAGACUCGGAUCUUCGACGAUGCCAAUCUUCUGUCUACUACUUGGCACCUUCACGUGUUGCAAGCCGCAUGCCUGGCCACCGCGUAUGCCUCCGACGUCUCUUCGAUACACGCAUGGAUGCUCGUUGGCGCAGGCAUUCGGUUCGCUGUCGAUAUCGGUGCUCAUAAGCAACGCGCCUACGGCGCAAAACCCGCUCUGGAAGAUGAACUGUACAAGCGAUCCUUUUGGACGCUGGUCUACUUUGACAGAACACUGAGUGCCAACAUGGGUCGUCCUUGCAGUAUACAAGAAGAGGAUUUCGACCUUCAGAUGCCGCUUUGUUGCGAUGACGAUUACUUCACGGGUCACGAUGCGGCACCAGUCGGAGAACAACCUUCUGUCCUGAACUACUUCAUAUGGUCCCUCAAGCUCUCGCAGAUCCAGGGCCUUGCGCUACGCACUGUCUAUGCGAGCACGAAGACGCGAGUGCACUACGGCUUCCAAGGCGAAGAAUGGAUGGCACGGACCGUCGCCCACCUGGACUCACUUCUCAAUAACUGGACCGAUUCGUUACCGGACCAUCUACGCUGGGACUCCGCGCGCUCAGAUGAUGUAUUCUUUAGCCAAUCCGCACAUCUUCAGAUGCAAUACCGCAUGGUGCAGAUCAUGAUACACCGCCCUUUCAUCGCCGCUCGCGGAGUCAAGCCUCUUCCGGCGCUACCUCUCUUGAUGUGCUCGAAUGCCGCCCGCGCUAUGGCGCGUCUCGCCGAGGCAUUGCAGAAGCGAACACCCCAUCGCUUAGGUGGUAUGGAUCUCUUCAUGUGGACGUUGGGCACGGCUGCAAUGGUGCUUCUCAUCAGCAUUGGCAACGCCCGUCUUAGCAAUGUCAAGAUCGAUCGCAAGCGGACGAUGGCAGACAUCGAAGUGUUGUUCUCGAUUCUUCGCGAGAGAAAGGAACGUUGGCCGUCGGCCGUACGGCUUCUAGGACUGCUCGACUAUUUCAUGUUCUUGGGCGGAAACGCCGAAGAAGACCAGCCGGCACAGCGGAAGCGCCCACACGAUGCGGACUCCCACGUCGACUCGGAGCAAACGUCCAACGUCGCGUCGGGUUCCUUCGUCGUACCGCCGGUCAACGAUCCGCUCUCCGGCAUCGACUGGUCUGAGAUCGUAGGAAAUAACCAAACCAGAAGCUCCAUGGCAGGUAAUAUAGACUUUGCACUCGAUGAGCCAUUUCCGCAAGGAACGGGCGCCGUGUUCGGGAAUGUGGAUUUUGGCGCGCUGUUUGGGCUCGGAGAACCUGGCCUAGAGAAUGGAAGACCCUGGUCGCCUGCCCCGCCCGAGGAAUCUCUGGAUACACUUCUAGGGAGACCCGUGAGUGGCACGGGAGAGAGCAUGAACUUUGGAUUGGACACUUGGCCGCUCUCAGACUUCAACUCUGGAGCGGACGAAUGGCAGUGGAUGGCGCCGACUGAGCAGGGCGCCGCGGGACCUUCUGGAUUUGGAGGUGCAACUGAGCGCACUUCGCAUUCAUAG